Molecule: messenger RNA, 1556 nt
Organism: Clarias gariepinus (North African catfish)
Lineage: Eukaryota; Metazoa; Chordata; Actinopteri; Siluriformes; Clariidae
Product: carcinoembryonic antigen-related cell adhesion molecule 6-like
Exons: 10
Coding region: 1-1122 (373 amino acids)
Source: RefSeq, a predicted model, not a curated record
AUGGCAGCCUCGAGGGAGAAGAAAAGUCUCAAGAAGCUCCAUAAAGUUCUUGCAAAAGGAGUAUGUUUUGGCCGAGAGCUGAUAUUACCUGAGAGAAUAAAUGGAACAGUUGGAGGAGAUGUGCUGUUUACACCACUCAAAAUUCCUGAUCCCCCACCUACUAUCAGCAGUUGGAGGUUUAAUGGGGCCCUGAUUAUUUCUGCACAGCCUAGUGGAACUACAGUACCAGAUACAUACCAAGGCAGAGUCAUUUUGAACACCUUCACUUUAGCCCUGGAGCUCAGAAUCCUGACUGAGAGAGAUACUGGACAAUACACUCUGACUGUACAGACUGAUAAAGGGAAUAUCACUGCUCAAACAUCACUGCAGGUGUUGGUGCCAGUAUCCAACAUUGCCAUAAUACCAAGUAACACAGAGCUUGUCGAGUUCAACAGCACUGUAAGUCUCGUCUGCUCUGCGUCUGGCUCCUCUCCUUCGUUUAUUUGGCUGAAUGGCAGCUCUGAGGUAACAGCAGGGGAGCGAGUUCAGCUAACAAACAGCAAUCUGACCAUUACCAGUGUGAUCAGGGAUGGUCCAGAAAAUGUCAGAGUUAUAACAGCUCCAGUGGGACCUUCCUACAGCUCUGGGUCAAACCUUAAAUUGACCUGUUCAGCUGAUUCCAGUCCUGCUGCUGAGUUUCAGUGGGCUGUGAAUGGAGCAGAGCUUGGUGAAAUUGGCCAAGAGCUCAAACUGAGCAACAUUCAGAGCAGUCAUAGUGGUAAUUACACCUGCAUGGCCUAUAACAAACAGAGCCUUAGAUACUCCACAUCUGAACCCAUCAGCAUCACUGUACUAGGGCCUGUAGGUGGAAAUGGAGAUUCCCUGUCUGCAGGAGCUAUAGCUGGGAUUGUGAUUGGAGCUUUAUUAGGUCUCGCUGGAACUGCUGGUUUAAUUUUCUACUUUAUGAAAGCAAAAGAAAUGCCAAAAACAAAGUCUAGAGGGAAUAAGCAGAAUGGAGCAACACAUAAUUCACAGCAACAAGAUCCACACUACGUAAAUAUGACUGGGGUGACUAUGAGUAGAACUAAUACUCAGAUGGGUCACACCCCUCAACCUGAUGAUGAACCAAUAUAUGAAAACUGACUUGCACACCUCUUUAAGGAUAAUUAGGCAUUAAAGUUUUCCAGAGGAAACCUGUUCUUGGAUGUGGAAGUGGAAGUGAAUUGUUGGUUUAACUUUGAAUAAAGUACACAGGUUAAGCUAAAAUAAAAUAAUAUAAAAUAUAGUAAAAAUAACAACGUGUACAAUGCAAUUCCAUUAAUUUUGCUUUUCCUAAAUACUGUAUUUCUGUAUUAAUAAUGAAAGUGUAAACAGGAUGUGUUAAAGCAUUUGCAUCUUAUGGAACAGAAUUAAAUGUCUUCCCUUGUACUUCCCUGUACCCAUAUGAUACAGAUUUAAAACAUUUUUGUAAUGAAAUGUUGCGGUGUUAAUAAAUUAUAAAUGUAUUUUUUAUAAUUUAACUCUAUUUGGAAACUAUUGUAUGGAAGUAUAACAGUUCCAAAAUUCCUCAAAGCAAA